UUCCUUUCGCUGCAUUUUCCGGUUCCGGUAAUGGCGCACUGGCUCUCUGUGUUGCUUCCGUUGCUGCUGGUCGUUUCUGUGCGACCAAUCUCCUUCCCGUUACCCCACAAUGGCCGCAAGUGUCUGCGGGAGGAGAUCCACAAGAACGUGCUGGUCACCGGGGAGUAUGAGGUGUCCGAGGCCCGCGGGCAGGUUCGCCUAAAGAUCACAGACUCUGCAGGACACAUACUUUAUGCCAAGGAAGAUGCCACCAAGGGGAAGUUUGCUUUCACUACAGAGGAAUAUGACAUGUUUGAGGUUUGCUUCGAGAGCAAGUUCCCAGCAGGGUCUGUCCGUUCACCAGAUCAGAUGGUGGUUCUAGUCAUGAAGCACGGAGUCGAAGCUAAAAACUAUGAGGAGAUCGCUAAAGUUGAGAAGCUGAAGCCACUGGAGGUUGAGCUGCGCCGCCUGGAGGAUUUGUCGGAGUCUAUUGUCAAUGACUUUAUGUACAUGAAGAAACGUGAGGAAGAAAUGCGCGACACAAACGAAUCCACCAACGUGCGAGUCCUGUACUUUAGUAUCUUCUCCAUGUGCUGCCUCAUGGGACUGGCCACCUGGCAGGUGUUUUAUUUACGUCGAUUCUUCAAGGCAAAGAAACUGAUUGAGUGAUCCACCAGUUCCCUCUCCCCUCUGUGUGCGCUCCCUUGGCAUCUUGGUGGCUGCUUCUGAAGAACAAUGUUUGUAGGACUGGCAGAGCAUCUCCAUCCUCCACAGAGCUCUGCCCCCUGAGCUGGUUCCUCUGUAAAUUUAGGGUUAUUUUUAAUUUUCCAAAUAAAACAAUUUUGUGGGGAAA
This is a messenger RNA of Bombina bombina (fire-bellied toad), 832 nucleotides long. It is a transcript of the gene TMED10, whose product is annotated as transmembrane p24 trafficking protein 10. The transcript is spliced from 5 exons. Lineage: Eukaryota; Metazoa; Chordata; Amphibia; Anura; Bombinatoridae. The record is from RefSeq and is a predicted model, not a curated record. Bases 31 to 648 code for a protein of 205 amino acids. Gene Ontology annotation, biological process: Golgi organization; endoplasmic reticulum to Golgi vesicle-mediated transport; intracellular protein transport. Gene Ontology annotation, cellular component: COPII-coated ER to Golgi transport vesicle; endoplasmic reticulum-Golgi intermediate compartment; Golgi apparatus.